AUAAUAUAAUCAAUAAACCUCUGAAUAUAAUAUACCUCAAAUAAUUGUCUCCGUAAAAUCAAUUGUAUAAGUUAUAAAAUGUUAUGGAACUCAUGAAUGAUAAGAAAAAUGAAUAAGUACUACUUUUAUCAAAACGCUACGUGUAAGAUAAAUCUUAAAAAAACAUAAAUAAACAAAUAUGGCGGAAAAAUUCAAAUGUGGGUGUAUAAAACUUAUUGAUGAAAAUUAAACAAAGGAUAAAAAUCGGUCUUAUAGUUAAUGCUUGUAAAUCUAUACAAAACUUAAUGUUUAUAAUCCAUUUUAACGCGCAUAAGUAUAAGAAUCAAACAAUAACAAAUGUAAAUGCUUCAAAUUUAGCGCCAAGUGCGUGGGCGGUAUAUAAUGCAUAUGUAUAUGUUUAAGUACAAGUUGACUUCAAAUGAUGAGCACACAACGCCUUGACAUUCAAACAGCUGCAACAGUCACACCGACAGCCAACUGGCUCGGUGCUCUGCUAUAGGUGCCUGCAGUGUCCAAUACAUUAUUGCGCAGGUUAAAUACACCCAGGCAGAUAGAAAGAGAAAAAGAACAGCCAGGCAACAUAUUUAAAAUACAUACAUAACAAAUAGUGAGGAAAGUCGAGACAAAGAGAUACUGAGCCUCUGCUUCAGGGGGGCGUUUUACACGCGAUGCAGUGCUUACGAUUUCCUGACAACGUCCGGAUAGCUGCAUAAUCUUACGAAAACUUCUUUAACAUUAUUUCGUCGCUGACGAAACAUAAACUAAUGAAAACAUAUUUAUAAUACGUCGUUUACAAACAUCUUAAGAGUUUUAUGUAUGGCCCAGUUAUCAGCAGUAUCAUUUUGAUUAUUUAUGAUCAAUUUCUGCAAAGGUGCAUAAAUUGACACGUUGACAACGACAAUUUAUCGUGUGCUAAUCCUCACUUGGAGAGAGACAGAGAGAGGACUAUCAUCAAGAAAGAGAAGUGUAAUAAUAUACAUGGUAAGAGAUAGCAGGAAGUUAUCACAAUGAUGCCUGAUCAUCGCUGAUUUGUAUAAAUACAUACACACAUUCCAUUCAAGGGAACUAAGAUACAUUUUAGAGCGAUGGAUAGUUCUACUGGUCAACUGCAAAUCAAGUAUCAGAAACUAGCUACAGAAUACUCAAAAAUUCGUGCUCAAGCAAAUGUCCUAAAGAAAGCUGUGAUCGAUGAGCAGACUCGCAACACAGAGCUGAGAGAACAAUUAAAAGAAAAAGAAGUCGAACUCAGAAGAGCAGAACAGGAAUUGGAUAGUCUUACUUUUCGUAAUCAGCAAUUAACAAAACGAGUAACUGUAUUGCAAGAGGAUCUUGACAAGGCUCAAAGUAAAACAAAGAAAGGAAAAAACAAAGCCACAGAGAACAAAGCUCAAUUACCUCCACCACCUCCUAAUCACAUUCUCGAUGAAGAAUUUCAAAAGAAAAUUGUUGAAAAUGCUCAACUGCAAUCACAGAUAAGUGAUAAGAAUAACGAAAUAGAAGGUUUACUGGGUAGAGUACAACAUCUGGAGUACAAACUAGAACUCUCAGAAAGAGCAAAAGUUGAACUAGAUAGCAAAUAUCGUGAAAUAAUAGAAAAACUAGAAAGAGAACGAAACGAUGCUCAAAGAAAACUUAAUGAGAAACUAAAGGCAGAAGAAACAGUAUCCUGGUCAAGUGGAGAAGGAAAGAGAGAUGGAUACGACUUGGAAUUAAAAUCUGGGCUCACUAGUCACAGGCAAGAUCAUUCUCCCUUCUCCUCACCCUCUGCGUCAAGAAGAUCUUCAAAGUCAACAGUGGAAAUAGGACCACCAAGAAAAGCUUGGUCAUCAGCACAAGAUGAAAAUAGCGAAGACUUUGAAUUCACAAAACUAUGUGAAUUAGAGAAAGAAUUAAAUCACUGGAAAGCCCAGUAUAAUAUUGUGAAAAUAAAAUAUGAUGAACAAAGUCAGAAAGAAAAUAGUGAAAAAAGAAUACUCGAAACUAAUGGUUUAGAACCUAUUGAAGUUAAUAAUAUGAUUGGUAGACUAAUUGGGCCUUUUGCAAUACCAGAAGAAAUUGAGGCUCGUGAAACUAGAAUUAGAGAAUAUUUUUUGCGAGAAAUUGAUAGGUUAAUAACAGAGAAACAUAUUUGUCAUGUUAGAAAUUUAGCUAUAGCUGCUAAUACUGAAGUAAUGAACGUUCACUUAGACACAAGCGAAGAACAAAGAGAAAAAUGUGAAGCAGCAUUGCUAGAAGCACUUUCUAAAUGGAAAAGCUUGCAAGAGGACAAAGAAGUGCAAGAAGGAAACUACAAGUUGCAACUAAGUACAAUGAGUGAACAUCUUGCCAAUAUGAACGAAAAACUCAUUCACCAAACAGAAGAAAUUCAACAAUUGAAAUUUGAACUCUCCACUAAAAACAGUAAAAGAGGAAAAUAAGCCAAUGCUCAUUAACAUUUUUUUCCAACGAUUUCAACACAUUCCAUGAUGUUAUCGUAUUCGUCAAGGAACUUCGUUUUAUGUAAAUAUUACGACUACAAUGUCGAAUUUCGAUGUGCUCCUAACUACGAAAUUGCUAAGAGCUUUCUGACUUGGUGUUGUUAUUUAUGAACUCUAAAUAAAAAAAAAUGUUAACGCUCGCUAUUCGAGCGUUAAAUAUGUACAAAUAUAA
Messenger RNA from Nasonia vitripennis (jewel wasp), 2649 nucleotides. Its product is annotated as protein phosphatase 1 regulatory subunit 21. The coding region runs from base 1086 to 2417 and encodes 443 amino acids. The transcript is spliced from 6 exons. Gene Ontology annotation, cellular component: early endosome; membrane. The record is from RefSeq and is a predicted model, not a curated record. NCBI's taxonomy places the organism in Eukaryota, Metazoa, Arthropoda, Insecta, Hymenoptera, Pteromalidae.